Fraxinus pennsylvanica is the source of this 480-nucleotide messenger RNA. The record is from the annotation of a GenBank genome assembly. NCBI's taxonomy places the organism in Eukaryota, Viridiplantae, Streptophyta, Magnoliopsida, Lamiales, Oleaceae.
AUGAAUUCAAGUUAUUCCCAAGUGGGUUUACACCAUGAAGCAUUGAAAUUGUAUGGUGGAAUAGUAUGGAUAGUUUUUUACGAGUUCAGUGAACUAGCUACCGACUUGCACUCAUGCAACUCAGAUAAAGCCACUGUGCGCACGGGGAAUAUUGGUCUGAAGUUGCAUGAGUUGGCUACUGAACAGGGCCUGUUUUAUAAAGUUUUUGUUGGGGAGCAUGCACUGGUUGAUAUGUAUGACAAAUGUGGUAGCUUAGAUAAUGCCAAACGGGAUGAGGAAAGGGAUAUAAACCUUACUAUGUUACAUUUCUUGGUUUGUUGCAUGGGUGUAGUCACCAAGAUAUGGUUAAGAAGUGUUUCAUUUGAUGAGCUCGAGAUUGGCUUGGAGAAGUUGAGCAUUAUGUGGCGCAUUGUCGAAUUAUUUAGCCAUUCAGGGAAGAUAGAAAAUGCAAUUAAGGUCAUCAACAAUUCUCUAUCGUGA